Cuscuta europaea is the source of this 1796-nucleotide messenger RNA. NCBI's taxonomy places the organism in Eukaryota, Viridiplantae, Streptophyta, Magnoliopsida, Solanales, Convolvulaceae. The record is from the annotation of a GenBank genome assembly.
CCCAAAUUAAUUAACAAAGAUUAUUGCGCUCUUAAUUAAUUGAUCAAAAUAUCUCUCUCCGCCCCCAUAAUUCCGUUGUUUUUUUCUUCGUAAAAUGGAAAUAAAAGGAAAAGCAACAUGGGCUAGUAGCAGGGAAUGUUGUCGCAGCAAUUUGUGGAUCAUUGCACUAACCAGCAUUCGCUUCGGUGUAUUGUCUAAGUCCAUAAUGUUUGGUGAGACCCCGAGUUCCCUGAGGUCAGAGCUCGGAUGCUCGCGCUUAUCACUGAAGGAUAUGUUUUCAGUCUUCGAUCUUGUCUUGCAACAUUGACUUCCUCGUUGACUUUGGUUGACCUUGCGUCAGUGCCCCAGGUCAAAGCUGGUACCGAGCUCGAUGUGCCCGAGCUAAGCCUCAUAUCUUGCCUUGUUUGGGUGAUUCCUGAGCUCGGUGUUUCCGCCAACCUCGGAGGGUCGAGGUCGGCCUCAACGGCUCUUCUGUCCUUUGUCAAUUCGUCGUCUUGUGCUUGGUCCCGACCUCGAUGAGUCGGGGCAGAUCGACUUUUACUUGAGCGGAUUUGUCGAAUCUGUCUACAAUAAAUUAAUAUAUUUGUGAACAUAUUUGGCAAGUAUGUUUGCGCUCCUAUUGGUCAAUAUUUGUAGGCAUGGAUCGUCAUCCUGGAUUGCCAUGUAAGGGUGGAGAUCGGAAUUGAAUUGAGUAGAUUUGGCGAAUCUGUACGUGGAAAAUAAAUAUUAAAGUUGGACAAGUUUGGCAAAUCUGUCCAAGCUCCUAUUGGUCAGAAUAAGAUGGCUCGGAUCGUCAUUUAGUGGAACAGAUUUAGCGAAUCUGUUCUAUAGAAUCCACCACAAUUCAUACAUCAUUCCUCAUCUAACCGCUCCAAUUUCUCCCUCUCUUCAUAUUUCGGCCAUCAUCUAACCCAAAUGGAACGUGGUAGAGCUUCUGUAGAUAUGAGUAACCUCAACCGUAACCGAAAGAAGGAGAUUGCGAGAAAUCAUCCUAUUUCAUGCAAAUAUAAAGGACGGCCUGGGUCUUCUUCUCAAAGCCGAGAUGAUUUUGAAACGGAUUACCAACGGAGAGAUGCGGAUGCGAUGACCGACCAUCAACUAGCCCAACUAUUGGAAAAACAAGAUCCGCACUUUUACCAACAACAAGACAUCCCCGAGGUUGAAGAUGAGGUCGAGGAUGAUGAUGCGGAGGAGGGGGAUCCGGAGACGGCCGAGGAUGAGGGUCACGGCAGCCCGGACGAUGAGGAAGUGCUAGAGGACGAGGGUGGUUCAUCCCAACUCGGUAACAAAGCUAAAUCUCUCAUUAUGGAAAAUAAUUUUAAAAAGAGGAAAGACCCACAAACCGAGAAAUGGUACGCAACUUGCAACCAUUAAGGAAAGAGUAUAGCUUGGGAAUUUCACAAGGAUAUGAUAGCACCGUAAGGCAUCUUAAGGCCAAGCAUCCCGCGGCAUAUGCGAAAACAGACAAAGGCAAGGGGAAGUAAACACAAAUAUCGAGGGACGACGAGGAGUUCAUUGAACCCACAUAUUACGAAGAAUGACCAAUACAUGUGGGUAGAAUAUGUGAUACAUUCGACGAGUUGAACGAAGACCUGUCCCUUCAAAACCUCAAAGAAUUUCAGACAUUUGGUAGCGAGGCGAAAGUGCGAAACACUCAAAUUACUAGCAAGCAAAGUGUGUUUAUGAUGAUGAUUGUGCGUGACAUAUUCAAGCAUCACAAAUCAAACACAUCACACAGUGGAAAGUCAAGCAGUAUCAAUCGCAACACGAUUGCAUCCCCAACUACACACGAAGUA